Molecule: messenger RNA, 2682 nt
Organism: Salmo salar (Atlantic salmon)
Lineage: Eukaryota; Metazoa; Chordata; Actinopteri; Salmoniformes; Salmonidae
Product: fibroblast growth factor 5-like
Molecular function (GO): growth factor activity
Source: RefSeq, a predicted model, not a curated record
AGCUGUAAAGCUGUAGGGCUGUAGAGCUGUAAAUCUGUAGGGCUGCAGGGCUGUAGGGCUGUAGGACUGCAGGGAUGUAGGGCUGUAGAGCUGUAAAGCUGUAGGGCUGUAGAGCUGUAGGGCUGUAGGACUGUAAAGCUGUAGGGCUGUAGAGCUGUAGGGCUGCAGGACUGUAAAGCUGUAGGGCUGUAGAGCUGUAGAGCUGUAGUGCUGUAGAGCUGUAGGGCUGCAGGACUGUAAAGCUGUAGGGCUGUAGAGCUGUAGGGCUGCAGGACUGUAAAGCUGUAGUGCUGUAGAGCUGUAGGGCUGCAGGACUGUAAAGCUGUAGAGCUGCAGGGCUGUAAAGCUGUAGGGCUGUAGGGCUGCAGGUCUGUAAAGCUGUAGGGCUGUAGGGUUGCAGGGCUGUAAAGCUGUAGGGCUGCAGGGCUGCAAAGCUGUAGGGCUGUAGGGCUGCAGGGCUGUAAAGCUGUAGAGCUGUAGGGCUGUAGGCCUAUCUAUUUCAAACCCCACUGCCCCUCACAUACACACGCAGUUCUUCACCUUUAUAUUGUCGCACCGCAAACUUUGAACUGUCCCACAGCAACUCUCAGAUUUCGAAAUAAGACUGUCAAGGGAUCUCUCGCUCUCCAGUUCAGUUAUUCAUUAUUGGUGUGCUGCAGAUCUAUUAAAACAUGCCUCCUCGUGCGUAAAAUGCCGCGCAUGCUGCGUCCUGGCACCGAGGAGUGGAAAACGCGCACUGUCAGUUUCAUUCUCUUUUGUUGGCCUCAUCGUUGCUGUUUUGCAGCGCAGGUCGAAAUUGAGCAGGGGCUGGUGUUUGAGAGAGAAAAUCCGGAUCAGAGAAAGAGCGUCCUUCAGAAGUCCGGCAUGCAUUAAGCAGUGAGAACAUUGUGUUGGUUAUAAAUAUCUCCGUGUGUGCCAGGCCAGCAGAACCACUCCAGCAAGCAGCUACAACACCGACGUAGUCUCAGAGCAUUUGGUAUUAUUCUGUAUGUAAAUCCGGGACAGUACAUUUAGUACAUUUUUAAGUUUCGUACGUUAUGUAUUAAUUUGUGGAUGUCCAUCAUCUAUUUCGUACAAUAUGUUAUACAUUACAAUUCGUACUAUAUGUUACGACUUUUCAGAAUGUACAAUAUCUUGCGAAUAUGCUAAACAUAUGGUAUGUUACAAAUACCAAUUUGUUGUGACUAAUGUUAGCUAGGUGGCUAACGCUAAUGUUAGCUAGCUCUAUGGGUCAGGGUUAUGGGUUAAGGGUUAAGAGUUAGGUUUAAAGAGUUAGGGGUUAUCUAAAUAGGUUAAAGUUUUGGGUGUUAUGGGAAGGGUUAGCUAACAUGCUAAGUAGUUGCAAAGUAGCUAAAAAGUAGUAAAAAAGUAGCAAAGUUGCUAAUUAGCUCAAAUUGUCCCUGAUGAGAUUCGAACAUGCAACCUUUGGGUUACUAGACGUUCGCGUAACACUUGGAUUCAUCCACCCAGACCAACCACUCUCCAUUCAUAUUUUGCUUUAUUAUUUUAAGGCAACUUUUUGUUGUUGUUGUUGUCUUAUGUAAUCAUACCAAACAGUAACAUAUCAUACAAAUUUGAUUGUCCCGGAUUUACAUUUACUAUGUUACAUCUAGUCUAUGAGACCAGUCUGACAAUAUACACCGCCUCGCUGCACGGCCGAACGAGCUCUGCUGGCGCUGGGUCCGUGCGGUGUGCGCACGGUUCCUCUUGCACUGGCACAGCACACUUGAGAGCUCAAGAACCACAACAACAAAAUGCUAGAAGGAGAAGAAGUGGCCUAGCAGAGCCAGAGGACAGACAGAGUUUCCUUCCUUCUUUUUCUUUGUUGGUGUGUUGGGAAGAAUGAAUGUUCCUCUCUCUGUUUUUACCUUCGCUCUGCUGCAGUUGAUUUGCGCCGCUGUUAUCGCCGUCUCCGCGGUAGUAGUCGCUGGAUCGGUUAAAUACGUCUCUUUGGAGGACCAACUUCUGGAAGAGGGUACUAUCAGUGUUUCAGGACGCAGGACUUGCAGACUGUACUGUCGGGUUGGCAUUGGUUUUCAUCUCCAGAUCCAUACUGACGGAAGAGUCAACGGUAGUCAUGAGCCUAGUCAGUUGAGUGUCCUGGAGCUCUUUGCGGUUUCUCAGGGGGUCAUCGGUAUCCGAGGAGUGUACAGCAACAGAUUUUUAGCCAUGAACAAGAGAGGAAGGCUGCAUGCUAUUGAGCGAUUCACGGACGACUGUAGGUUCUGGGAGCGUUUCCAGGAGAGCAGUUACAACACUUAUGCUUCAGUGUUGCACCGGAACCACCGGACGGGACGGGACUGGUACGUGGCCCUGAACAAGAGAGGAAAAUCCAAGAUGGGCUCCAGCCCCAGGGUCAAAUCACAGCACGUUUCUACACACUUCCUCCCCAGGCUCAAUGUGCACGACCUGCAGAGCGUUCGAGGUUUCACCAUCACCGACAGGAGCAAAGAGAGGAGGAAAAACCAGCCGCCACUGACCAAACCGCCCUCACAACCAUACAGGGAUGUUAAUGCAGAGACAGGGAAGAGGGUGCAGACUGUCAAGUACUGGCCCAAGUUUCGGUUUGGAUAGACUGCGGAGUGAUGAGGGAUUAGUUAAUGCAAACUGUAUGUGCGUUAUAUGGAUUGAUAGGAUGGAUUACUGUCCACCAUAAACAUGGACAUGACACCUGUUGCCCUC